AUGGCGUUCGAUGAGAUGCCCGUUGGGGCAAAAUAUGCCUUAAUCGGUGGCAUUGCGGUGUUACUUACACUACUUCUGAUCUUGGGUCGUUUUCUCUGGGCGAGAAGAAGAAAACAACAAAGAUUCAUGAGCUCAAGAGAUAUGAACAAAAACAUCGAGGAACCAAUCAUUCAAGAAAAGAAACUAGAAAUCUCAAAUAGCCUUCCGACCCUGCCUCGGGGCGCCACACAGCUCCCCAUUAGUGGGCCUGUAAGAACUCAAGACGACGAGGACCAUAGAGAAGAAUACAGCCGCACAGCAAAUUUGAUGCCACCACUAGCUGCAGCAAAACCAGUUUCUACACGACCACAUCCAUCCCAACUCCCACUAGCCGGAGCUGCCAGACUCCACCCAUCCCGUGAAAGACAAGGGUCAGUGCACAGUGAAUUCAGCAAUGUCCCCACUGAAUUCAACAUUGGCCAAAAGUCUCCCAGACUACUCCCCCCACAGCAGGCAAGACAUAGAAACGGCAGUACAGCCGAUGAUUUUGCAGAAUCAUACCUCCCCGUACCGACAUCCUCCCAACCACAAACUAGGAGCAUAACCCCUCCUUCACCAUCUGUCUAUUCUCCAGGCAUAGAAAGACAACCAUCACGAAGAAUACGCACAAAUAUGACCAGCCCGAUAGACGAACUAACAAGUCCCAACGACGACUUAUACAUCCGUGUUCCUCGACUCUACCAACCCCCAAGUAUGGCGUACGGAGAAGCAGAACUCCCGUAUUCGCCACCUAGAAGGAACAAACCCCACGGUAGCUACCAACCAGGCGGAUCCCUCAGAAGAAAAAGAUCGGUAUCAAAACAAGACCCCCCCGCAGUUCAUCGUAUGAACUCCAAUGCUAGCGGAGGCAGUCUCAGACGAAAGAAUAGUCGACGAGGUUCCGAUAAUAGAAAUUCAACGCAUAGUGAAUGGGUCGAUACUUUGACCGUUAUUGAUGAUGUGAAUGAAGGCGAUGGGCCGGAAACACCUAAGCGGAUUCUAUCCCCAGCUAGCCAGAGACAGCUAUUGUCCCCUCGGAGAACAACUCGGGGCAGCGUUCGAGGAAAUAGAUCUAUCAGACAAAUUCCAAAUCCGAUUCAAACAUCGGCGCCGUCGAGCAACACCUCAUGGAAUAACUCAAUCAUUGCGGAACAAGCAGCUGCAAUCAAAUAUAGCACGAAGAGAUCUCGUAGCAAGUCACCACCCAAGGGUGAGAGGAAGAGUCUAGAAGAGUAA
Messenger RNA from Orbilia oligospora ATCC 24927, 1254 nucleotides. RefSeq lists its product as uncharacterized. Lineage: Eukaryota; Fungi; Ascomycota; Orbiliomycetes; Orbiliales; Orbiliaceae. The transcript is spliced from 3 exons. Bases 1 to 1254 code for a protein of 417 amino acids. The record is from RefSeq and is a predicted model, not a curated record.